UGUAAAUACCUGAAACCCUGUAGCUGAGAGGCAGCCCUACAGCUCUGCAACGUAUAUGUGGAAAAUCAAAAUGACUAUAGUAUAUUUUUCCAAAUGGUAAUCACUUAGCUUUCUGUUUCAAGGUCUGUUAAAGCAGUUCAUUUCGUGAAACCCAGCCCUACUGCACUUGAAAAGCACAGCAAGCACAGAAGCGUAACAACUCACCCGUACUUUUAAUUGAUCUGGUAUUUCUACAAGGUGCCACCCUUUUCCACACCUCCUACCUCCUCCUUAAGUGACUCAGCCUCUGAAGGAGAAAUCUCUUGAGUUUUCAGACAGCUGGAUGGAGAACAACAAUUCAGCUCUCUGUCUGCUUUGACUGUGCCUCACUUCCAGCUGUCUCCAGGUUGACUAACCACACUGAGCCACGCUAGGACACUAACUUCUACCAUACCUAGAUUCCUAGAGAAGGACAACAUACCACGGAACAAAUGUCAGCUUUCAGUAUACAAAAACAGCCUCCAAAUCAAAGCGAUAAGAAGAGCCCCUCUGUUGCAAUUAAAAGCAGACAACAGGCUUCUCAUGAUAUUAAUAAACGGCGGACACUUUUGCAAGAUAACAGCUGGAUAAAGAAGAGGCCUGAAGAGGAAAGUGCUGAUGAAAACUAUGGAAGGGCUGUGCUUAAUCAAUACAAAUCCCAAGAUAGUCUACACAGUAGCACAAAUGAAAAGGAAGGUCAGACAGCUGUACUUGGACGAUACAGAUCUGAUACCACCUUGGACAGAAUUCCGACCAGAAGUGAUACUGAUAAAGUAAAUAAGUGCCCAACUCUGAAUGAUAAGCAAAACAACAGGCAAUCUUGGACUCCUAAUGCAGCACUCACAAACACUGCUGCCACUUCUUCAAUCAAGAAAAAGAGGCAAUCUUGGAUGCCACCCCCUGUUUCGAGUACUAAGACCAAAACACAAGCAGUGGAAACCAGACACACCACUUCAGGAAAUUCAGAGGCUCAAACAAGGGCUGCUCUUUCAUCAGAACAGGUGACCCUUCAGAAAUCAAAGACCGAUGUGGACGUUCAAGCUAUAGCAAGGAACCAAGACCUCGAUAACCUCAGCAAAGCGAAUCCAAGUUCUUCCACAAGUGACAAGGAACAAAAACACCUUCAGGAUCUUACUGAAAUAAAUACUGUUGAUCAGAAAAAUAAGAGAGAUGAGGACCUUGGUGAUAACACUGAAGUAAAGUCUGCUGACGACCAAAGUAAAAAGCGGAUAACUGAGAAAGCAUAUGAGAAUCCUCCAAGGGCUCUAAAUAAUCUCCCAGAAACAAACUACUCUAGCGACAAUGAAAGGAAGACCAGCAAAUCAUCAUAUGGUGCCUAUGAAGAAAAUAUAACUGGAAAUACUAUUAAAACUGUUUACUCCACUUCUGACCGGAGUAUAAUUGGAAAAGAUAUAUGUACAUACUGCAGGAAGCCCUUGGGCAUAGAUGCCAAAAUGAUCUUAGAUGCCUUGCAAAUCUGCUGUCAUUCAACUUGCUUCAAGUGUGAAGUAUGUAAGAGACCCCUGGAAGAUCUAAAAGCAGGAGACAGCAUUUGGAUUUACAGACAAACUGUGCAUUGUGAGCCCUGCUAUUCCAAAGUUAAAGAAAAAUGGAUCUACUAAUUCUGACAUACAGAACUCAUGAUAAAGAAGUUCCACUGUUGUUUAAUUAAGUGUAUUGGCCUGUUAAUUCAAAGCACUGUGUAAAAUUAUUCAUUUGUAUUGCUAGGAAAAAAUUUCCUAAAUGAAGUCCUACUGCAUAGUUAUCAAAGGAAUUAAUUUAUUGGGAAUUCAGAUGCCCUUUCAUACAUACAUUGCAGGAAGCAAAACGAGACAUUGUUCAGUAUUUUCAUCAGAUCUGUGAAACUGUUAAAGUGUAUGCAAAACCAAUGAUAAUUUAUUGAAAUUUUCUGAAUGUCAGAACAUACCUACACACUUGUUAUGAAGGGGCUGUAUUCUCUUUUGUGUAAAACACAUCUCCUCCAAUAUAAAGAUCUGUUGGCUUAAUAUAGCAUGAAUGGGAUUCAUCUCAUCAAAAAUUUGGAGGUCAACUAUUUGGUUUAAACUAGUGUUUUCAUACAAAGGGAAGGGGGUUCAUGCUGUACCUUUGAGGAGAGACAUCAAUCUCCAGAGGAAGGUUCUUUCCAAGUAACCUAAAUGGUAAUUCUGAGACAGAACAAAUCAUCUUUGGAAAAUGCAUCUCUAUUACUGCAGAAGGAUUCUAGGUAAAUAUAGUUAGAGGGUUUUAAGUAGAAUUAUCCCACUCUAUGUUUAUAAUUCUGUUACUAUUGUAUUACCAUUUUUUAAGAGGUGCACACUUAAUAGUUGCCAUGAAAUAAUGAAAUACAUACUUUGCACGACAUUAUGUUGUUGUAUUUAUCUUUCCUACUUUAUUAAACUACCUAAACACUUUGGAUGGAUUCCUCUUGCCUAAAUUUAUAUACAAUGUAGACAUCUAUUUCUGAGUUACUUGAUCUAUUCUGUCUCACACAGAGGAGCAGACUUUUUUAGGAAGCAAUUCAAUUGGUCAGAUUGCAAAUGUCUAUUUUACUGUGGUGUUAACCAUGCUUUGAAUGUAUGUCUUAUUUGCCAUGGUUUGCAAAGGAAUCUGGAAUGAACAGUUCAGAAUUCUACACAUCUACAUUAGGUCAGAUAAACUCCUUCAAGACUACAGUGAAAGCAUUUUUUUUUUUUUGGAUAGUGUAUGUGUAUAAGGUAUAGAAACUGAAAGAGGAAUUCAUGCUUUGUUAUAAUAUGUUGCCUAAAAUAUUCAAUAGUUGAGUAGUUUACUGGACAUACAAGGGGUUGACUACUAGUCUUUGACAUGAGACAUUUUAGAUCAUGAUUAUCCAGAACAGUUUUUUCUUCCUUACGCCUCAGCUUAAAAGGACUUCUUGGAUAUGUCCAUGACAGAGUUAGAGUGUUUGGAGGCUGUUGGACCUGAGCAAGAGCUUAGAAGCGUGUGAAAUGUCAAAGCCAUAGAUAAAUAUUAGACUAGUGACUGAACGUUUCAUAGUGGAGACAGGAGGCAUGGAUGGAUGUCUGUGUAAUUUAAACCAUUGGGCCUGCAGCUGAAUAAUGAUGUAAUCUGUCUUGUCUGGCUUAAAGGAUCUUCAGACUGACAUGCAAAGGAGCCAUGAAACAGUAGAUAUUUUGUUUUGUUAAUUUUAUGAAAAUUUCUUAUGAAUUAAUGGCAGUAGCUCUAAUAAAUCUGUAAUUAUAUAUA
This is a messenger RNA of Lepidothrix coronata (blue-crowned manakin), 3243 nucleotides long. RefSeq names its product sciellin (gene SCEL). NCBI's taxonomy places the organism in Eukaryota, Metazoa, Chordata, Aves, Passeriformes, Pipridae. Gene Ontology annotation, biological process: epidermis development. The record is from RefSeq and is a predicted model, not a curated record. The transcript has 18 exons. Gene Ontology annotation, cellular component: cytoplasm. The coding region runs from base 471 to 1640 and encodes 389 amino acids.